Knipowitschia caucasica is the source of this 3288-nucleotide messenger RNA. The record is from the annotation of a GenBank genome assembly. NCBI's taxonomy places the organism in Eukaryota, Metazoa, Chordata, Actinopteri, Gobiiformes, Gobiidae.
AUGUCCAUGUUGACAGUAGGACCCCUGCUGCUGUCGAUGCUGGCUGGAGCGUCAUUUGGAGCCCCAAGAACUUUCUCUGUGGAUUAUCAAAAGGACUGUUUUCGAAAAGAUGGCCAGCCCUUUCGCUAUAUAUCAGGAAGCAUCCAUUACAGCAGAAUUCCCAGAGCUUACUGGAAGGACCGGCUGCUCAAGAUGUAUAUGGGUGGUCUGAAUGCAAUCCAAACGUAUAUCCCUUGGAACUUUCACGAAGAAUCUCCCGGUCAGUACAACUUUAGUGGCGAAAGAGACCUGCUGCACUUUCUCCAGCUGGCACAGGACGUCGGCUUGCUGGUCAUUCUCCGGCCUGGACCCUACAUAUGCGCAGAGUGGGAAAUGGGUGGGCUUCCUGCUUGGCUUCUUAACAAAAAGAAUAUCGUAUUGCGGUCAUCAGAUAAAGAUUACUUAUCAGCUGUAGAUACAUGGAUGGGGAAAAUACUGCCAAUGAUAAAACCCUUUCUUUAUCAAAACGGGGGUCCCAUCAUCACUGUUCAGGUGGAAAAUGAGUAUGGCAGUUACUUCGCCUGUGACUAUAACUACUUGAGACACCUGACUGAAGUUUUCCGGUCACACUUGGGGGACGACGUGGUGCUCUUCACCACUGAUGGAGGCAAUGUGGGGUACCUCAAGUGUGGAACAAUACAAGGACUCUAUGCUACUGUGGACUUUGGACCAGGAGCAAAUAUAACUGCUGCUUUUGGAGCACAACGGAAAGCGGAACCUAAAGGACCUUUGGUAAACUCAGAGUUUUACACCGGCUGGCUCGAUCAUUGGGGCUCUCAUCAUUCUGUUGUGUCAAUUGACAGAGUGACCAAGACUCUGAACGAGAUCCUUCUCACUGGCGCAAAUGUCAAUCUGUAUAUGUUCAUUGGAGGAUCAAAUUUUGGAUACUGGAAUGGUGCUAAUGAACCAUACCUACCUCAGCCCACAAGUUAUGACUAUGAUGCUCCUCUGACAGAAGCAGGAGACCUCACUGAGAAGUAUUUUGCUAUCCAAAAUGUCAUCAAAAUGUUUCACAAACUACCAGAGGGUCCAAUUCCACCGACAACUCCAAAGUUUGCCUAUGGGUCUGUACGGUUACAAAAGUUGGAGACGGUGUCAGCGGCCCUUGAGAAACUUUCUUACUCCGGCCCUGUCAAAAGCAUUUAUCCCCUGACUUUCACAGAGCUAAAUCAGGCUUUUGGUUAUGUACUUUACAGGACCACACUUCCUGUGAACUGCACCAAGCCAACGCCUCUGUCCUCCCCUUUAAAUGGGGUUCACGACCGGGCCUAUGUAUCAGUGGAUGGAGUGGCUGCUGGGAUUCUUCAGAGAUUCAAAGCAAUAAGCAUCAAUAUUACUGGAAAUGCUGGUAGUCAAGUGGACAUACUGGUCGAAAACAUGGGCCGAAUUAACUAUGGAAAAGGGAUCAACGACUUCAAGGGUUUAGUGUCAAAUAUGACUCUGGGAACAGAUGUGCUGAGUGGCUGGACCAUGUACAGUCUCAGCAUCGAUCAGGCGGUCAGCCAGGGACUCCUGGGGAAGUCUGUGUCGGCAGAUCCCCCUCAGCCCCCAGCCAUGUCCCUGCCAACCUUCUAUGGAGGCAGCUUUGUUAUUCCAGAUGACAUCCCAGACCUUCCCCAAGACACUUAUAUCAAACUUCCCAACUGGACAAAGGGUCAGAUUUGGAUUAAUAGCUUUAACCUUGGUCGAUACUGGCCAGCCCAAGGACCUCAGGUGACUCUGUUUGUGCCUGGCAGCAUCCUGAGCACCGCUGCUCCCAACAACAUCACUGUGUUGGAGCUGGAGGCCGCCCCAUGUGGUUCACUUUGUACGAUAACUUGUGCUGACACGCAUCCUGUAAAAGGCAUCACCAUGAGCAAGUGGGAAGAUCGCUUGAAAAAGGUUGAGCACCUGGCACACUGUUUCCAGAAGAACCCGCUGACCACAGGCUACAAACCCCGGCUGUGGCCCUGUCAGCCUGCGUCUGUGUGGAGGCUGUUCCCCCGGCAGAGUUUGGCUGUUCACUUUUCAAAGACCUGUAAAGAGAAGGCAGUGCAUGUCUUCGCACUAGAAAAGGAGACCACUUCACAUGGACAGAGGAUGUACCUGGUAACCAGUUACAGUGAGCUCUGGCAUUACUACAGAACCUACCCACAGUCACUCAUGCACUGCUAUGAAGUGAUACCAGAAGGAGCAGUUUGCAAACUUUAUUUUGACCUGGAGUUUCAUAAGCCUUCGAACAUUGGGGCUGAUGGGAAAAGUAUGGUGUCUUUGCUCAUUCAGUACAUCUGUGAGAAACUAAAGGAGUUCUAUGGGAUUGAUUGUUCUGCAAAUAAUGUCCUUAAUCUGGACUCGAGCACUGAGGAUAAGUUCAGUCGUCACCUUAUCUUCAAUCUUCCAAAUGCAGCUUUCAAGGACAACAUCCAUGUUGGUAGAUUUGUUCAUAUAAUUCUGGAAAGUAUUCAAAACCAAGGAGCCAAAGCUUUGCCAAAUAACAGGUCAUCAAAGGUGGGCAAACACGCUGCGUUCACUGUGGCAGAUGACAAUACAUUCUCACAUAAAUCUGAGAAGGGCCUUUCUGUGGAAGAGGGAAUAUUCCUGGCUUCUUUAGUCUGCAAUAUCAGUUUUACAGGACAAAGAAUACUUACCAUCUCCCAGGAGACAAAGGUCGAUAAAACAGUCCAGCUGGGAUGCGCUGCUAAAGCAGCAUUGUCACUUUCUGGCUGCUCGUCAUCGCCUCAUCAGGAAAUGGACCAGUUUGUUUUGACUUUGGUUAAAAAAGACGGAAUCCAAGGAAAUAUCAGACGUUGGAACUAUUUUGCUGCUGACCAGUUGCUGGUUUAUGAUAUCACCAACUAUCGCUGGUGUGAAAAUGUGGCCAGAUUUCACAAAAGCAACAACAUCCUGAUAGUUGUCGAUCUCAAAGAGGAGGUGUGGUAUCAGAAAUGCCACGACCCGGAUUGCAAGAACUUCAGAUCCUCAAGUUACCCACUGCCACUGGAGAUGUGCUUAAGUUAUCUCAUUGAACUGGAUGAAGAAGAUCAGGUGUAUUUAAUGGACGACACAGGCAACAUUGAACUCAGCCAGACUCAGACGAAAGUUCCACCACAACCCCAGAUCGAGUCACAGCCAGAAAAGACCUGUGCAGGCACCUGGGACGAUUCGCAGGAUGACCAGGACUAUUUGGAAAGUCUAGAUGCCUUUGAACAAAACGAGGAGCUUCCAGAUAAGCUACUUUUGAAAUGUAUGGAUAACUUUGAGUCCCAAUAA